AUGGGCAGUCAUCGUAAUGUUAGUCGAAGGACAUCAAAAUGGAAAGAAAUUGUACUACGCAAUCAACACAUGGGAAAUAUAAAAGAAGAGUUCAUUUGCAAACUUCCUUUUUUAACGUUAUUUAAUAUUAAUUUGCACUGGCUUUAUCAUUCUUUGUUUUCUCUAGCAUGUCAAGAUGGUGAUGUAAAGUUUACUUUCUCUUACCUUCGCUUUUCAGGCUUAGGUUUGUGGAUUGCCAAUGACUUGAGGCUGGGACAGAUUGGGAAAAAGUUUAAAACACUUUUUAAGCACUUUUGGUCACUGCCAACGAGAUGCUCACUUGAUUUUCAUAAACCAUAUACAUUCAAAAAAGGUUCUACUUCAGCACAACAGUUGUUAAGAUUAAAUUUUAUUCCACAGAUUUUGAAACGUUUAAUUUCUUAG
This is a messenger RNA of Clunio marinus, 423 nucleotides long. Lineage: Eukaryota; Metazoa; Arthropoda; Insecta; Diptera; Chironomidae. The record is from the annotation of a GenBank genome assembly.